UUUAUGUCACUACUUCUGGGUUGAGGUCACGUGCUCGGCUCGCGCGCACAGUCGUUUCGCUCGGUAGUGACGUCGUUGCAUAAGUGAGAGUGUCAGUGCCAAGAAAGGACAUUUUGCAAAUGGAGGUCCCGGGAAAGAUCCAAUAAACGUAAACGCGAUGUCCGACGCUCUGUAUGAGAAGUUCCUGGCCCCCGAGGAGCCCUUCCCACUCCUCUCCCAGAGGGCCAACCUCAGCGACGUGGGCACCUUGGACGUAAGCGACUUUGGGUGUCAGCUGUCGUCUUGUCACAGGACGGACCCACUGCGUCGUUUCCACACCAAUAGGUGGAACCUGACGUCAUGUGGAACCAGCGUGGCCAGCUCGGAGUGCAGCGAGGAGCUGUUCUCCUCGGUCUCUGUGGGGGACCAGGACGACUGCUACUCCCUCCUGGACGACCAGGAGCUGACGUCCCUGGACCUGUUCCCCGAGGGCAGCGUCUGCAGCGACGUCUCCUCGUCCAUCAGCACCUACUGGGACUGGUCCGACAGCGAGUUCGAGUGGCAGUUACCAGGAAGUGACAUCGCCAGUGGCAGCGAUGUGCUCUCUGACAUCAUCCCGAGCGUGCCCAGUUCCCCCUGCCUGUUCUCCAAGAGGAAGACGAAGCCCCACCCACACCCCCACCGCAACCUGGACGAGCUUCCCUGGAGCGCCAUGACCAACGACGAGCAGGUGGAGUACAUCGAGUUCCUGAGCAGGAAGGUGAGCACGGAGAUGGGCCUGCGGGAGCAGCUGGACAUCAUCAAGAUCAUCGACCCCUGCGCCCAGAUCUCCCCCACGGACAGCGAGUUCAUCAUCGAGCUCAACUGCCUCACGGACGAGAAGCUCAAGCAGGUGCGCAGCUACAUCCGGGAGCACGGCCCCCGGCAGCGGACGGCCGGCAGCGCGCGGGACAGCUGGAAGCGUAGCGGCCACAGCAGCGCCAGCACCAGCGGGGUCAGCGGCGCCAGCAGCAGCAACGGCAGCAUGGUCAGCUCGGCCUCCUCCUCCGCCGGCUCCACCAACUCCAACUGCGUGGCUGGCGCCGGAACGGCGUCCGCCUGCAGCGGCGGCAGCGUGGCCAACAUCAGCCGCGCCCACAGCGACGGGAACCUCUCCAGUGCCGCCGAGCGCAUACGAGACUCCAAGAAACGCUCCAAGCAGCGCAAGCUCCAGCAGAAGGCCCAGCGCAAGCAGCAGCUGAAGGAGCAGCGGCAGGCCCGCAAGGAGCACCUGAGCGGGCUGUUCCUGAACGAGGAGGUGCUGUCCCUGAGGGUCACGGAGGAGGAGGACCGCGUCGGGGACGACCUCGACGUGCUGAUGUGACCCCAGUGAGCCAAUCAGUGCUCCCUCUAGGCCUGUCCCCUCCUCCCCCCCCGCCGCCGAUGCUGCUGCUCUAGCCCCGCCUCCCCCCCCCCCCCCCCCCCCCUGAUCGCAUGCGUUAGCAUAUGAACAGCACAACACGCCCCCCAGCGCAAGUCCUCGUUAGAACAAAGGCCUUAUUAUACCGAUUAAUUUGUGUAGAUGUUAUUGCUUUGUGCAUGCUCGCCCUUCUCCUGCCAGCGCCGCUCAUAGUUAUGUACUCAUUAGUCAACAGCUGGCUGA
Molecule: messenger RNA, 1621 nt
Organism: Gadus macrocephalus (Pacific cod)
Lineage: Eukaryota; Metazoa; Chordata; Actinopteri; Gadiformes; Gadidae
Gene: fam199x
Product: family with sequence similarity 199, X-linked
Exons: 8
Coding region: 158-1342 (394 amino acids)
Source: RefSeq, a predicted model, not a curated record